UGGGGAAAUGGACUCUUGGACAUGGAUUAUCGUGAUAUUAAAAAAUUAAAGGUUAUAGAAAAUAUAACUAUGGAACAGAAAACUACACUUUCAAUUUAACUUUCUCACUUUCAAAUUCAAUUCCCCCUGUUAACCAGUACAGAGGUUCCAUUCUGAAGCUCUCAGCCAUGUUAGCACGGCAGCUGCCUCCCAUCACCCUGCUGUGUUGUCCACAACAUCACUGAGCCACAAGAGCCCUACGAUUAAAAUCUAUUCUAUGACCUAACUCUGUUUUCUUGCCAGUGCCACCUUGUUGAUUUUUUUGUCAGGCUUUGCAGACAAAGCAAGAUUGAACUUUGACCUCAAAUACGCUGACUUCCAACACAUACUGUAUGUCCAAUGGCAUUCUGGCACUGACAGGAGGCAGCAGUUGUGACAGUGCCAGUUUUGUUGCAGACAGGAAGCGGAAAAUGUUAUUUUUGUUCAUCUUUGAAGUCCCAGAGGAACUCUAAUGUACUUUGUUGGUUAUGCUUUACAUAGUGGGCUUUAUUCUCUCCUGCACCUCACAUUAUAACCAGUGUGUGGGUUGUGGAUUAUACAAUAGCCUCAGACAUCUUUGAUAUGGAGACCACGGAAAUGUGUAAUAAGAUUUGUAGCGUAUUCAGAAAGCUUCAUCACUGCGGACAAACACAUGACUGUACUAUAGCAGAUGAACUGAAUUAAAACUCCAAAUCCAAACCUGAACUCAUAUAAAGAGCUGAAUAGAUCCACCAUUUUCUACAAAGCUCAGCAUCUAACUUUACCCACCCAUGACACUAUAGAAAAGGAAUGAAGCUUGCUGAUUGGAUGUUUCCUCAGCUGAGGUCUCUUGUUCUAACAAAAAAAUAUCUUGAACCUUUGAGUACAAGAUAAGUUUCAUGGCCAUCCAAAUAAAGGAAAUGCUCCAACAUCUUUACUUUUAGAACCCAGGCUAUCCAAUUUAACCCUACUAACUUCAUCAUUCUAGUGUAAAUAUACAGUAAAGCAAGGUGUGCGGUUAUAUCAGAAUAAUUGAUCAUGUGGAGGCACUCUUUAUAAUUCACUACAUUCUAUUUUAGAAAGCCUCUGAGUGUAUUAUCAUUCUUAUACCAUGGGAAAAACAAAGCUAGUCAAAGUUAAAACCACCAGUCGUUUGAACUCGUAUUUAGUUUAUGCCACUGACAAGCACAUUAUCUGGCUGUGGUAUAGAUUCAGUCCUUUCACUGAAGUAUAGUAUGGAAGUCAAAAUUACAUUCAGUGCAGUUUAUGUUAUCUUUACAAGUAGAGUGAGAUGAAGCUACACCACCCAAAACAAUUAAACUGUUAGGUCAGAUACUGUGGAGAUAAAAACAGCAUAACCACCACAUUAUUGCAUGAUGAGUGUUCAAUGUACAUGCUGUUCACAUCCUUCAUCACAUCAUGUUUUCUCUCGAUAACUGUUCUGUCAGUGACAGAGAUGCAACUCAUUCACUACUGUACAUACCACAAAACAUCGUGAUGAAAGCACUCUUGGGGAUAUCAAAAAUGCUUUAAGAAAAUGUAGCAAUCCUGGAAUUACAGUGUAACUAGGGCUGGGUAAAACAUGUUUAAUGUUGGACAUGGACUUCUCCUCGACACAAUUAUGAUUUAAGUCAGCCAAAAUCUGACCUUAAUUGACAGCUUUCUAUACUCAAUGCUACAAACACUGAGAGAUGUUCAUAUGUAUUAAUGAUACCCAGCCCUAAUUAUAACGAGUUGAUAUUUCAUGCUUGUAUUUUUAAUAUGACCAUGAGAUUGUCCCAGUGGUUUAGGCUGAGGCUAUAGACUGGACUAAGGAUCACUUUUGAGGCAACAGCUAUAUCCAAAAUUUAGAAUGUAGGGCGGUUAGUCACCCCUGCCAAAAAACUGGAGGACACCAUUCGCCUGGCCGAGCUGGUGAUUGAGGUGCUUCAGCAGAAUGAGGAACACCAUGCUGAGGGAAAAGAGCCAUGUGUCAUUUAUUCUACCAAGUCCAGCCUUCGCGUGGUGGUCAGACCUGAUGGUGGAACAUGCUGAGACCUUCCUGUGUCUCUACUCGGCUGACAUGGACGCGGCUCUUGAAGUUCAGCCACCCGACAGCUGGGACAGUUUCCCCCUCUUCCAGCUGCUCAACGACUUCCUGAGAAUAGACUAUAACCUGUGCAAUGGGAAGUUCCACAAACACCUGCAGGAUCUGUACGCCCCCCUGGUGGUGCGAUAUGUGGACCUGAUGGAGUCCUCCAUCGCUCAGUCCAUUCACAGAGGCUUUGAAAGGGAAUCCUGGGAGCCUGUUAAUAACGGCUCUGGGACUUCAGAGGAUCUCUUCUGGAAGCUGGAUGCUUUGCAGACUUUCAUCAGAGAUCUCCACUGGCCAGAGGAGGAAUUUGGCAAACACCUGGAGACCCGACUGAAGCUGAUGUCCAGUGACAUGAUCGAAUCCUGUGUAAAACGGACACGGGCAGCAUUCGAGGCCAAACUUCAGAAGAGCAGUCGUGCCACAGACUUCCGUGUGCCACAGUCCAUCUGCACCAUGUUCAACGUCAUGGUGGAUGCCAAGGCCCAGUCUGCCAAGCUGUGUGCCAUGGACCUGGGGCAGGAGAGACAAUACCACUCCCAAAUUGACAAUCUAAUUGAAGAAACGGUGAAGGAGAUGAUAACUCUGCUGGUAGCUAAGUUUGUGGUCAUUUUGGAGAAUGUACUAGCCAAGCUCUCCAGAUAUGAUGAGGGAACACUCUUCUCUUCCUUUCUAUCUUUCACAGUGAAAGCUGCCUCAAAGUACGUGGAUGUACCUAAGCCCGGGAUGGACGUUGCUGAUGGUUAUGUGACGUUUGUUCGUCAUUCCCAGGACAUGCUGCGGGAGAAGGUCAACGAGGAAGUGUACAUAGAGAGAUUAUUUGACCAAUGGUACACCAGCACUAUGAACCUUUUAGGAACAUGGCUGACGGACCGAAUGGACCUGCAGCUCCACGUUUAUCAGCUGAAGAUUCUCAUCAGGAUUGUCAAGAAAAAGUACCGUGACUUCCGCCUUCAAGGGGUUCUGGACUCCACAUUGAACAGUAAGAUGUAUGAAACCGUGAGAAACCGGCUGACCUUGGAAGAAGCUACUGCGUCAGUGAGGGAAGGAGGGAUGCAAGGCAUUUCCAUGAAGGACAGUGAUGAAGAGGACAAUGAUAACUAGAUCAAAAGGCAUAAAAACUAAAAGUGUCAAAGCUUUUCAAAGGGUGAGCGGUGUACUGCCUGAAAACUCAUGCAGCCUUUCUGUGAAGUCAGAACAGAUCGGCCUAUCAUCCAACAUGUUCCCUCCAUUAUUUGCCUUGUUGAUUUUUCAUUCCUGUGGUAGUUCAACAUUUGUGUCUGAAUUACAAGUAAUACGAGAAGAAUGUUUUCUGUGUCUGUAAACACUUGUAUGACACAAGUCUGUCAUAUCAAUGCUCUGGAUUUUGAAAUUCCACAUGUAGGCUCAUUGAGCUUUAAUUCCUCAAAACUUAAUUUCAUAACAGUGAAGUAUAGGUUGGAACCAUAAAAUCAGUCGAUUACUAAUGUAAAAUAUGAGCAAAUGAAUAUCCAAACACUUACCAUAUAAACAAGAUUAUAAAGAAAGGCAGGAAAUUGCAUCUCUAUGGAGUAAAUCUUUGAAGGCAUGAAAAUUAUUAUAUUGUUAUUAUGAUGUCAUAUUGUGCAACCCAAAAUGUCUACAGUCUUUGUACUGAAGCUUUCUUGUUGCUUGUCACUAAGAUUUCUGCAUAAAGUAUAGAGCACUGUUGUGCUGGAAAAGAAGUCAGACACACAAGUUGUCGUGGCCACUGUACUCCAUUUCCAAGUCAAAUAGUAAAAUUCAUACAGAUGCUUUUCUUUUUUUUUUUCAGCUCACCAACAAAUGCAUGAUCAACUUUUCACUGUUGAGAUCUAAAAGACACCACAACUGAUGCUUUCUUGUUGGUUUAAGGUCAGACUGUCCAGUCCAAAACAACAGAGUUCAAACUAAAACAUGCAGGAAAUAUUUUCAAAAUGACUCCUGAAUGUUCCCAAGCAAUAUGGAUGAUCAUUUUUGUUCCUACGUUUAUGAACAAAUCUAUGAAUUUCUUUGUGUUGUACUAAAAAUGUGCAGUGAAUGCAGCUACUCUGUGUUGCAUUGUUGUACCUUUUUUGUUUGUAUUGGGUUUGCAUCAUGUUCCAGUGUGCAGUGAUAUGAUGUGACAGUAGCGUUUUUUGUCUGUUCUCCCUUUAAAACUGCCCGAUGCCUGAUGUUUCCCCGACAGUCGCAACACAGCAAACAAAAACCAAGGCAUCAUCAACCAACUCAUUAUCGAUGUCACCUCAUGGAAUCGUUUGGCACAAAUGCUGUGUGUCACGUUGGUACACGGUUUGCUUUGGUUCAAAUACUUACUGUCACAUUAGCCGGAACAAGGUUUGUGUGCAUGGAGCACAAACCCAUUGCAUCAUACAGGUGUUUGUGUUAUUCAGCCUACCCUCACUGAUAUGAAUAGGUUGGACAAAAUAAUAGAAACAUCUGUCAGCAUAACACAACAUAAGGACCACAGAUUUGAUUUAUUCAUGUUGUUUGUAAAGGGAUCAUUGACAAUAAUACAUACAUGUUGUCAUUUGAUAAGAGCUAGCUUGAAUUUCAUUUUCAUCUGCAGUCCCUUCAUUUAUUAUAUGACUGGUGGAUUAGUCUGCAUUCAUUUUAGCUACUACCUAAUUAACUGGUUACGGGUGAGUGUGUUUUAAUUAACAAUAUUAACAAACCAAUGCCCUGACAGCAGCCUGCUGAGGCUGCAGUGUUCAAUACAUCUUGUAGCAAAGUGUUGGGCAGAACAAUUUAGCAGUUGUUAGAACCUUACCAGUAGCAGACUGAGCUGUUUAGAUUAGUCCUGGGUGUGGUGCUAAUAAAAAGGCCAGAGGUCAAUAAAAUCAAAUCAAAAAUUAUCCUCUGGAGAGCUGAAGGGUUCUGCAGAUGGAUGGAUGAAGUGACUCGCUGACCCUACCAUUCCCAGGAUGGGCCUUAGCAGUUCAGAACCGUAUUUAUUCAACAAAACAUGAGUUUAAUUAACCUAAACAUGUUGAUAACAUCAUGUCAUAAUCACACAGGAAUCUGUGUGAUUAUGACAUGAUGAAAUAAGAACACAUACGUUCUUCUAACAAAGUGAUCCUGUGUCCAGCUGCCAGUUGAAAUAAACUCCAUCUGCCCGUGGUCUUUUCAAACGCCUCGGACAUUUUCCUCUUUAUUAUAGUUAACUGAUGACUUAGCAAGGCAAUACACAGAGUUUGGUUUUAUCACAGACCUGUUUUCAACUUUUUCCCUUUUUUCCUCAUUUUUGAUUUGAAAGCAAAUAUUCUAUCUUAGACAAAUAUUUAAAUAAUAGAGUUUAUUUGUCAUCCAUAAUAUUUGUUCUUGUACGUGCCCUGUGCUUCAUUCAUGUAUGGGGCAAAUCCACAUUUUUAUAAUGGAUGAUGGGAAGUGAAGUCUGCCUGUACUUUCCCUCUGUCAACUGUUUUCUAUACUGUAGAGCUGUGUGUCACCCUGUGAGCAAGUACUGCAUGUCCCCAGUAUUCACUCCCAAAGUGUUUUUGCUCUGUGUGUGAAGUUACCGGUGGGUUCAUCAUGCUUCUGCCCUGUAGAAGAACCCACCAAGGCCAAGAACAUUUAAAUAAAGGUGAAUGGCAA
This is a messenger RNA of Larimichthys crocea (large yellow croaker), 5659 nucleotides long. RefSeq names its product calcium-dependent secretion activator 1. Lineage: Eukaryota; Metazoa; Chordata; Actinopteri; Sciaenidae. The transcript is spliced from 14 exons. Bases 1934 to 3172 code for a protein of 412 amino acids. Gene Ontology annotation, cellular component: glutamatergic synapse. Gene Ontology annotation, biological process: synaptic vesicle exocytosis; dense core granule exocytosis; positive regulation of exocytosis. The record is from RefSeq and is a predicted model, not a curated record.